AUUGCAGCCUAGUUGUGCAUCUAUCGCGAUCUGUGGUGAAACGCUGCGUGAAGCGACGCCUGUCUCCCGUGCAUAACGGCUGCGCGCGCUCGCGCAGUGAAGGGCGCGUGAGCAACAAUACGACAGCCUGCAGCCUGGCCAGCAUUUGCAGCAAGGAGUGGCGGGCGUAACUCGUGAGGUACGUAUCGCUGGUGCGAAGCGCGGCAACGCCGCUGCGCAAAGUAACCAUGGGCCAGGGCCGCCGCCGCCACACCGGCGCGCCGCCGAAGCGCGGGAAAGCCAAAAAGGGUCAGCAACCCACACACCAAAAGCCGCGCGCGACGGGCUCGCUGGCCGUCGCCGCCGCCGCGGCGCGGCUGCAGCAGCAGCGCGCGCUCGACGCGCGGGCUUCGAGCGAAGGCCGCGCGCCCAAGGAGUUAGAUGUGCUCGAGCGCUGCUACGCGUCGUGGCGCCGGGAUCCUGAUAUUUUGGUCGUGGCGACGUGCCGCGACGCGCGGAGCGCCAAGGAACUAAGGAUGGCCUGCAAGGCCCUGGGCGCGCCUUCGUUAGCGCUCCACGCGGCGCUCUCGUCGCAAGCCGCGAAGGAGGCCGCGUCGCUACGCAAGGGCGGUGUCUUAGCUGUGACGAACGACGCGCGAGAUCGGCUCAAGCAGUGUCUACAGCGGGCCAAGGCUUCGAAGGCCCGUUUUGAUAAUUUAGCGCCACCGUCGGGCUUCGAGGCUCUGCCAUGGCCUUCUGAAUUAUGGAGCGACCUCGACGAUGUUAAGAAACGAUGCGCCCUGGCGCGAAAAGCGUCCUCCUCCCUCAAGGAUAAGAAGAGGGCCGACGUCGCUAGACUGGCUGGUAGUGCCGACGCGACGUCCAAAAAGAAGCUGCAGUUGCUAGGCAUGAUCGUUGAUGAAGAGGCGAUGCUCACGAAUGCAAGAGGCGAAACGAGGACCUUAGCGCGGACGAAGUACAUGGAUGGGUUGAGUGGCGAGGACUUGGGCGCGCCGUGGGCCGGGGAAGUCCGUAGCGGCGCCGUGGCCGAUGAUAUAUCGAGGAGAGUGAGAGACGCCAUCGAGGCCGACCAAGCCCUAGCGCCGGGCUGGCGGCCGAACCCGGAGGCCGAGGGCGACUGGGGCGGUAGACACGGAAAACCGUGCGGCCAUAAUGAAGUGGUCAUGCACGCGGUGCGGCCCUUCGCGCCCCUGGAGGUGUUGAAUACGCGGUGCUGUUCUCGAAAAGCGCCGGCGCCGGGCAACAAGGGCUUCGACGGGUGUUUGGAGUUCCUCGCGUGUCGGUGUCGGGCGAAGAAGACGCCGACGACGGUCUGGGACUCGAACGCGUUCAUCCACGUUUCUGCGUCCGGUGAUGUGGACGUCCUGCCAAAACAAGAGCUUUUGAGUCGCUCUGUUGAUGAGAUCGCGGCUUUGGUCCCGAAAUUGCGGGCGCUGACCGUCUCUACUAAUGGUUCGGUGCCUCCGCGCGAAUUAAUAAGGCGGAUCGAAUCCGAGUAAGAUGUCUGUUUGUUAGCACAACAGGAUUACCCAAAAACACGCCGUCGCCGCCG
Pelagomonas calceolata is the source of this 1552-nucleotide messenger RNA. NCBI's taxonomy places the organism in Eukaryota, Pelagophyceae, Pelagomonadales, Pelagomonadaceae. The record is from the annotation of a GenBank genome assembly.